AUGGCUUCGAGAAGAUCAAACCCUCGCGACUCUGAUAGGGUACGGACUCGAACUGGUAGUGCUAAUGCGGAACGCAUUCGAUCCGGAGACGUGAGCAAAGCGCUCACAGAAGUUCUUCGUGAGGAGAUUAGACUUCCACGGACUUCAACCCAAGAGGCCAGGGACCUCGAGGGUGAAAAAUCUGUUGCUCGUGUUAAGUCGAGUAGCCCAACAGGUUCGGAGGGGUGUGACCGCCCCCCGAAAAAGGCGAAAACGAAUGGUUCGGACCAUCGUCUCGGUGUUUUGGGUGAAGCGGCUGUUGCUAAACCGUUUCAUUGGCAGUUCUCACACUCCAAAGAUUGCCCUAUUACGGAAGACCUGGACAGUGUUGCUCACUUGGUGAGGCAUUUCAAACCUGCUGGGUGUCCGCUUCCUUCUUUGCGAAAUAUGACCGAACAUAAGGCUUAUGUGAAGAUGGCUGUGGCUCAUGCUAAGGCCAUGGAGGUUAACAAUGAGUUUGCGGCGACUUUGGAAAAGCGCCUGCUAGAAGUCCCUUGCUCUGACGAGCUUUACGAGAUAAAGAAGGCUGCUUCGCUCGAGGCUCGUCUGCGAGUUGUGAGUAACGAGAGGAAAUUGGCCCUCGAGCAAGUUUCCAUUUUGGAAGCGAAGGUUGAAUCCUCUGCUAAUAAGUUCUCUGAUGCCCUUCGUCGCGCAACUUAUGACGCUAAAAAGGCUCUAGCGGACAGCUACUUGGAUGUGUUGGUAUCUCUGAAGGAGAACUGGAAGAAGAAGAAGGCCGCAACCGAUUGUGAAGCUCGUCUUAGGGAGGUCAUGACGAAUAUAGAUCUCUUGAAGGAGAUCAUGAACAAAAAUAUUUUGGCUUCGGACGAGCUGCUGGGCCUUCGAACGAAGGAGGUCGAGCUCGGGUCCGAGCUCGAUGUGUUGGCGAUUUCGGAUUUCUCCGUUGGGAAGCUUGAUCUACCUCAGAUUUCGGAGGAUCUACCAGAAGAUUUCUUUUCUAAGGUUCUUUCUGUGGUGGACGAUGUGACGAAGUGCUCGGGUGGUCAGUUCGAGGAUGGCGAAUUCGGCAUCGAAGAGUAG
Messenger RNA from Brassica oleracea var. oleracea, 1080 nucleotides. RefSeq lists its product as uncharacterized. NCBI's taxonomy places the organism in Eukaryota, Viridiplantae, Streptophyta, Magnoliopsida, Brassicales, Brassicaceae. The transcript is spliced from 3 exons. The coding region runs from base 1 to 1080 and encodes 359 amino acids. The record is from RefSeq and is a predicted model, not a curated record.